Molecule: messenger RNA, 1269 nt
Organism: Galendromus occidentalis (western predatory mite)
Lineage: Eukaryota; Metazoa; Arthropoda; Arachnida; Mesostigmata; Phytoseiidae
Exons: 7
Coding region: 1-1269 (422 amino acids)
Source: RefSeq, a predicted model, not a curated record
AUGAAGAUAGAACUGUGUUUGUUCCUCAUCGCAACUGCUCAGGGCGCUCCGAGGGUAGCGUCGAGGCUCGCCGAGGCUGAGAACUGGUAUCGCGCAAACCUCACGCGACGUAGCGGGCAGCAGCACGUCGAAGUUGUCAACACGAUCGACACAGGGUUGGCCCCACCGGGGUUCGUGAACCCGAAUUCGUACUUCGCUCCUUUGCUCUUCCCCGUGGUGCCCGCCGGAGUGCAUUUCCAAACUCAAGAGCUCACUGCAGUGCAUCAUGAGCCUACGCAUCUGCUUCAAGUUCAGCACACGCCGGUGAAUUUAUUCACCUACGCACACCAGAAACCACCCUCGUUUCUCCAGCAGGCUCCCCGGCCUCUGAGUUCGAUACCCGUGGUUGUGGACCCGGUGGCAUACAACAGCCGAUACGAUGUCGAGAACCUCGAAGAUGAAGUGAUCAUAAAGGAGAGAGUCCUUCGCAAUCUGAUAGAGGGACGAUUCAAACGGUACAGAGGGGCGCCCGCUGAAGCCGAAAGCAGGCAUCAUUAUUCCAGAAAGCGGAAAUUCUACGCCCUCCCCCCGACGAAAUCGGCGAAACCCAGGAAAUCAGGCAGGACAUCCAAUGAAGACGAAGACGAGUUCCAGAGCCCGUCCCCAUCAGAAAUUUCUUACACGGCCAGGAAGGAGCGCAGAGAUAAUCAACUCUACUCAUUCAGAACGGACAGAGUCGCUAACGGUAAUAUUGUUGAAGCCUCCAACUCGGAGAUGCCUCGACUGAGAUCCCCGAAAUGCGCGCGCUGCAGGAAUCACGGUGUUGUGUCUUCCUUGAAGGGACAUAAGAAACUCUGCAGAUGGAGAGACUGUCCUUGCGCCAAUUGUCUCCUCGUUGUGGAAAGGCAGCGCGUCAUGGCAGCCCAAGUUGCGCUUCGGAGACAGCAGCAGGCGGCCGAGAACGCGGCGAAAGCGAUGAAACGCCUAGCCGAAGAUACCGCAGUUGAGGAUCGAUGGAAGUCGGAACGAGGCCCCGAUAUGCAUGGUCGAGGCAGUCCUGUCCGCUCAAAUAAUCGUCAAAUUCCUCUUGAUCUCUCAACAGCCGACGGAAGCCCCAUACCCUUUCCUCUACUGCCGCACGCCGCUUUCAAAGAGACCCCGAGCCUCUUCACCGCACCCUUCUUAACCCCUGAGCAGUUGAAUCUCAUGAUCCUCACUCAGGCAGCGAUGAGACAGCGUGCAGAAGGCCCAAACCCUUUCUCCAUAGAAUCCUUGCUGACCAGAAGCUGA